Messenger RNA from Budorcas taxicolor (takin), 294 nucleotides. RefSeq names its product keratin-associated protein 6-2-like. The record is from RefSeq and is a predicted model, not a curated record. The transcript has a single exon. The coding region runs from base 1 to 294 and encodes 97 amino acids. Lineage: Eukaryota; Metazoa; Chordata; Mammalia; Artiodactyla; Bovidae.
AUGUGUUGUAACUACUACGGCAACUCCUGUGGCUAUGGCUGUGGAAACGGCUAUAGCUGUGGGUUCAGCCCCUAUUAUGGCUGUGGAUAUGGAAGUAGAUACGGCUGUGGAUAUGGCUCAGGAUACGGCUGUGGAUACGGUUCAGGAUAUGGCUGUGGAUAUGGGACAGGAUACAGCUGUGGAUUUAGGCCCUAUUAUGGCUGUGGUUAUGGAACCAGAUAUGGCUGUGGAUAUGGCUCUGGCUAUAGCAGCUACUGGCCAGUUUGCUACAGGAGAUGUUAUUCUUGCUGCUAG